AUGCAAACUAUCGAUAACAUCGUGUUUGACGAUUUUGUAUAUCCACAUGCUAGACAUUUGGCUCUUUUACUUUAUCAUAUGGAAGGAACACAUAUAGCUAUUCCUUUGCCUAAUGCUCAUCUGAUGUCAUUUAUUCGAGUUUUUCGAAAUACCUCAGACUGUCAAAAUCAUAUUGUCACAAACAAUGAACAAGAUAUCACGUUAUAUGUUUAUGAAGAUAAUAUGGGAUGGUUAAUUAUGAAUUCAUAUCUAAAUAAUAUACCACAGCUUAGAAGAAUCAGCAUUUUUUGCUCAACGCCUGAAGAACAAAAGUAUUGGGCUACACACACGCGACGUUACAGAGAAAGAAUUGAAGAACCAUUCUUAUACAAUGGUCUUGAUUUCGAAUUAUUAUAUUUUGGUAUCCGCUAUAUCCGCCAAGUGCUUGAACAACUUCCUAAUAAUAAUGCUAUGCGACAAUCAUUGCAACAAAAUCAUAGAAAUAUGUGCCAAGCUUUGCAACAUUAUAUCUAA
Messenger RNA from Rotaria sp. Silwood2, 513 nucleotides. The record is from the annotation of a GenBank genome assembly. Lineage: Eukaryota; Metazoa; Rotifera; Eurotatoria; Philodinida; Philodinidae.